GAUUUCGAUACGAACACCACGUAGCAGCGAGUGGAAGUCUGCAGAUCAACGGCAUUGAUGUGCAUAUUUUUAGAAAAUUUUGCCAGCGAACGAACAACAUAAAUAACUGCAUUUUCCUGGGAUAUAUUAUAAGCGUUCUGUACGAUUUCAAGUAAUAGCUACGCAUAAACGUAAAGGAGUUGAUAAGUGUACGAAAAGGUUUGAAGUUUGAAAUUCCAUAUUCUAACAUAUCAGCUUAUGUGUACAUACAUACGUACGUAUAUACGCAAGUAAGGGUAUAUGAAUAUUAGUGCCAGCGGAAAGUACGUCCAUUAGAUCAUUUUGGUUGUCAUCUGCCAUCUGCGUUUGGCAAAUGUUCGUGUUAGCGCCGCACUAUCGUGUUGUUUCGUAUAGCUCAGCAUGUCUGAUCGUAACGGGCAUGGACGCGGUCCAUUUCGAACACCUUUGAUCAGCGCGACGUUUAGUAUAAACAAUUUGUGGAUUUGUGCACUUUUGGUGUUAUUUGUGUUUCCACAUACCUCGUAUGAAAUAUUCGAGUUUGGCGGCGCUACCAGGAGUGGAAGUGUUGCAGCGACAGUAGAUGCCAUCAAAUCAGUAGGGAAGCGUCCCUUUGAGAAGAAAUUCAAAUUUCACAAAAUUGAACGUGUACACUUCGAUGAUGUGGUAGAACAAGAUGACGAAGACGAGAGUGCAGGUGUCAGCGAUGACAGAAACGAUGAUGAUGUUGACGAAAAUAAUAAAAGAAAUGAUGACGACGGCGACACAAGUCGGCCAAUGGAUGUUAGCGAGCAAGCUACUGAGUCAGAAGAGUUGCCAUUCAAACGCGCACGAACAGCUCACAAGGAGCGCCGAACUGACAGCGCCGCGACAAAGGCGAGUGGAGAAAAGCGCUCUUCCCCUAGCAAAAAACGGAGAGACUCUUCUGCUGACUAUACAAAUAAAAGUGAAGAGUCACAAUCUUUUUUCAGCUCAUUAUUCGGUAAUCUCUUUGGGAGCGGGACUAGCAGCAAUGAGAAAACAACGAAUGAAGAAGACAAAUCCACUGAGAAAACAGAAGCAUCCAACAGCAUAAUCUAUUGGUUAAAAUGGUUGAGUAAGCGAAGCGAAAGUGUUGGUAGCCAGGAAACUGUAGAUAAUGAGGAAGCAGAUGUGGAAACUUGGCUUUCCUACCUCAAUCGUUGGCCUUUCAAUACACUCUUUAACAUUGGUAAGCCAGAGAAGCCGAUACGCAUGCCUAGAGGGGGUCGCGAACCCAAGCAAUCGGCUGCUUCCACAGAAGAUAGAGCCUCAGAUGAAGCAUCGCCCGUGAUGUCUCAGGAAAAUUUCGAAAGCGUUUUGCACACACUACCGAGUUUUGUCGCCAAUCCUACGCAAGUGGACAAUACCGAAUGCAGACAGCAAUUGCAGAUUUUCCACAGACAAUUGCGUGGCAAUAAAUUGUGGACCUUGCAGAUGUUGGAUGCUACUGGCAAAAUUACAUCAGGAGUGUUGCGCGGCAACAUUAAUCAAUUCGGGGACUUCGAACAGUGUAUGCAAGUGAAGACUGUGGUUAAGGUAACACCGGAAAUUCCGGUGCGCAUACGCGGUAAAUACUGUCUAGCCCAUAUCGAAAUACAGACUACAUCCAAGGAACUUCGAGCACCACUACAUUUCGCACAAGGGCGCGGUCUCUGGGGUAGUCACUUUGGAAAUCCCAGUCAUUUUGUGCCACGCUAUAGCAUCGCUAACUGGGGUGUGUGCAUACCGCAUCUAUGCAGUGGCGAGAUUGUACAACAAAUGCUUGAGUCAAACCUGAGACCGUACAAUACAACCGGUUUGGAAUUUCACGUAGAGGUCGACGAUGAUGACUGUUACACGCGAUCGAAUGUUAAGUUCAUGAAACUAAUUAAAAAGGAUUCGAAAUUCACCACAACAAUUUCCUGCAUUUGUGGGCUCAUAGCACUGUGCUUGGGUUCACUCUUUUAUAAAUACUGCCGCAAUAUCAAAGACUGGGUGGUUAACAAAAUGAAUACCCCCAAAACCGAAUCCAAUGCUGAAACUGAAAGCGCUGAGGAUAAUACAGAAGCAACUACUGAGGCGGAGGAGACCGAAGAAGCUCGGGACUCUGAAGUUGACAAGCAGGAAGAAUCACCCGCUAACUUGCUUCAGUCACUCAUGGCUUUAUUAAGAGAAAUCGUCAACGCCUUCUCACCACAACGCACAUUUGUCGAAUUGCUCCGCAGUGAUCACUCCGAAACACAAUUCCCAAUCUUCAACAUUCUCAAAUUGGGUGCGUCGUUCGCGCUCUAUGUCUGCCUCAAAUACAUAAUGAUCGGUCAUCUCCCCAUCAUCAACCGAGAUAAAUUGGUGCGAGCUUUGGACCAACCACAGAGCAUACUAUUCCGUUCGCCAAUGAUCUAUAUGGAUGUACUCUUAAUGAUAAGCGGUUUCUUGGUGGCUUACCAAUUGGCUGAGGAGAUUGAGCAAAAGACACAUAUUCAAUUACUGAAGCGUAUUGCGUUGAAAAUAUCACGUUAUCUACCAACUUUAUAUGUUGUGUUGCUCUUCCAAACACACGUGCUUCCACGACUUGGCGCCGCACCGCUUUGGACGAACUUGGUUGGACAAAACACGCGGUUGUGUGAGCAGCAAAUGUGGCGAAACCUUUUCAGCGUGCAGAACGCAAUCGACUUUGAGGAUACAUGUUCACCCAUGACCAUACAAUUAGCUCUCGAAGUACAGCUCUAUAUACUGGGUCCGUUAAUUGUGUGGCUUUACCACACCGAUGCGGAUGCAGCCUUCUACAUUUACGGCGCUCUGCAUGUAAUGUCCGUGGCUGCACGUUAUUCCCGCACCCAACAUGAAUACUUGUCGGUCAGCUUGUUCCACGGAAUGAACAUCAGCAAGUUCUACCGCACAGCCAAUAUGUUAUUCUCUUCACCUAUAAGUCGCGCAACGCCCUAUCUACUUGGACUCGGCACCGGUUUAUUGCACCGUUCUCAAGCCGGCGUUUUAGAAAUCGCUAGUGAACUUAAGCCUUUUGGUUGGUUGUGCGCUAUACUGAGUUUGGUGUGGUGUUUCUGGUCUCCUUCGGUGGGUAUGCGCAGUGAUUUUAUUUACACAGCUGGAGAUGCGGCCUCUUAUGCUGCUUGGUGCCCACUUGUACUUGGAUUAGCGUUAGCUUGGUGCAUAUUUAUGUUCCCAAGGGAUGAAAACUCGGUGUUACGGUUUCUCACCACAAUGAGACCAAUUUUGUUCCUUUCUCGCAUAACGUUCCCCAUACAAUUGAUGACAUACGUAGUGGUGAUCUACAACACUGCUAGUGUGACCGAGCCACGAAAAUAUCACCUGAGUGAUUUGGUGAACUUCAACGAGAUAGCUGUAAUUAUCGGAGGUGGAGUGGCGUUGGCCUUUUUAAUCGAUGUGCCAACUCAACACUUGCGGAAGAUUGUAAUAAAUCGGUUAUUUAUUGAAAGACAAGAGAGUGAGCAUGAUCAGGAGGUUGAACCCAGUUCAGGUGCUGAGAUUUCCGAAGCUGAAGCUGAAGUCGAAGAUGAAUGCGAAGGCGAUCCAACAGCGGUCGAUGAAGAAGCUCAUAAACUGUCACAAGAUGACGCAGCCGAUAUUUGGACCACUGAAGAUGCUUCCGAAGAUUUGGUUGUAAAGAAUACUAGUGACGAGGAGGAUGAAGUUGCAGCGGAGGAUGAAGACGUUGAUGACAAGGAAACGGAAAUAACUGAAGAAGACGAAGUAAAAAAGCGACCACUAAACAACGAUAAUGUAGAGGAAGAUGCAAAAAGCUCUACACGAAGGCAACGACGUAUCAGUGAUGAUUAGAGGCACACCAUGCACAGUUGAUGGAAAUAAGCUCAUUUUGAUUAUGAACUUUUGGGAAUAAUUUUAUAGUGAGUUUAAAGGCAGUGACGUUUUUAUAGAGCAGAGAUUUUUGGAAACCCUAAUUGUUUUCGAAAUUACUUAGAAUCGCUUAAUGACAACACGAUCAGCGAAACUAUUGUCUUGAUUCAACUGGAUCGGGCAACCAAAUUACACAAGAACCAAAGACAGGUGUUUGGAAGGUGGCUACAGUAACAUGACAUGACAAAUUGGCAGAAAGAAAGAAACAUAAGCAUCUACUACUUCAUGAAAAAUUAUUCCUUGAAUCUAUUGCAAUGAAUCCCAGUUGACUUGAAGUGUAUCAGUAAUUAACGACCUGACGAUAAGUCAAACAAUUGGCAACGCGAACCGAAACACGAAUCCGAAAUUAUUUCAAAAUUUUGUAAUUGUUACACAUAGAUAUAUGUAUUUGCUUAUAACUGUGUACAUAUGUUUAAAUACAUUUUCAUUUAUCAAAACCUA
This is a messenger RNA of Zeugodacus cucurbitae (melon fly), 4335 nucleotides long. RefSeq lists its product as uncharacterized. The record is from RefSeq and is a predicted model, not a curated record. Bases 400 to 3816 code for a protein of 1138 amino acids. The transcript has 9 exons. NCBI's taxonomy places the organism in Eukaryota, Metazoa, Arthropoda, Insecta, Diptera, Tephritidae.